This is a messenger RNA of Colletotrichum truncatum, 1809 nucleotides long. RefSeq names its product iron transport multicopper oxidase fet3 precursor. Gene Ontology annotation, biological process: reductive iron assimilation; cellular response to iron ion starvation. The record is from RefSeq and is a predicted model, not a curated record. Gene Ontology annotation, molecular function: copper ion binding; ferroxidase activity. Gene Ontology annotation, cellular component: high-affinity iron permease complex. Lineage: Eukaryota; Fungi; Ascomycota; Sordariomycetes; Glomerellales; Glomerellaceae.
AUGGGUUGUCUUGCACAAAUGAACAAAGUCAGCGUACUAGCUGCACUAUGGCAAACAGCCUUUGCAGCCACAGUUUCAUACAAUUUCAAUAUUGGUUGGGUAACUGCUAAUCCAGAUGGUGCUUUUGACCGCCCAACAAUCGGAAUCAACGGAGAAUGGCCAAUCCCGCGAAUCGACGCAAAUAUUGGUGACACCAUUCUCAUCAAUGUCCACAAUCAUUUGGGUAACCAGUCAACGUCUCUUCAUUUCCAUGGUCUAUUCAUGAAUGGCACAACGCACAUGGACGGGCCUUCACAAGUUAGCCAGUGCGCCAUUCUACCAGGAGCAUCAUUCACAUACAAUUUCACCAUCAACCAGCCUGGUACCUACUGGUACCACUCGCAUACUCACAGCCAAUAUCCAGAUGGUCUUAGAGGCCCUCUUGUGGUCCAUGACCCCAACUCACCCUUCAAAGGCCAAUAUGACGAAGAGGUGGUCGUAACACUUUCCGACUGGUACCAUGACCAGAUGGCAGAUCUUAUUCCACAAUUCAUGAGUAAGGGCAACCCAACAGGAGCAGAGCCCGUCCCUCAAGCGGCCCUCAUGAACGACACUCAAAACCUCAAAGUGCGUGUCCAACCUGGGAAGACGUACCUCUUCCGAAUGGUCAAUAUGGCCGCCUUCGCCGGUCAGUAUGUCUGGAUUGAGGGCCAUAAUAUCUCCAUCGUUGAGGUUGAUGGCGUAUACACGGAACCGGCACAGGCGAGCAUGAUUUACAUUGCCGCUGCGCAGCGCUGCAGCUUCCUUGUCAAAACUCUCAAUGAUACCAGCUCCAACUUCGCCAUGGUCGGGAGUAUGGAUACCUCCCUCUUUGACAAUCUUCCACCAGACCUCAACUACAAUGUCACGGGCUGGCUAGUCUAUGACGACUCAAAACCGACCAAGCCGCCUGUGAUACUGGAUGCCUUCGAUCCCUUUGAUGACAUGACACUUGUUCCCUUCGAUAAGCAGCCCCUGCUUCCCCCGCCAUCCAAGACAGUUGAGCUGGAUGUCAUCAUGGAUAACCUCGGCGACGGCGCAAAUUACGCUUUCUUCAACGACAUCACCUAUAAGUCCCCCAAAGUCCCCACACUCUACACCGCCCUCUCGUCCGGAGACGCUGCAACGGACCCAAGAGUGUACGGUACUUAUACUCAUAGCUUCGUCCUUGAGCGCGACGAGGUCGUUCAGAUCGUCGUCAACAACCUCGACCCAGGACGCCACCCUUUUCACUUACAUGGCCACGACUUCCAGGCGCUAUAUCGAGCGCCCGAGGAAGGCGGGACUUUUGCCAAUUCGAACAUCUCCGAAGCAGACUUCCCCAAAGUGCCAAUGAGGCGAGAUACGCUAGUCGUGUGGCCUAAUGGCAACAUUGUUCUGCGAUUCAAGGCGAACAACCCGGGUAAGUGCCUUCUCCUCGCAGAGAUUGAAAUUGGGUACAAGAAAACUCACAUAUACUCUGUUUCAAGGUGUCUGGCUCUUCCACUGCCACAUAGAAUGGCAUGUUACCUCUGGCUUGAUAGCAACCUUCGUCGAGGCACCGUUAGACCUGCAAAAGAGCCUUACAAUUCCAAAGGAUCAUUUGGAUGUCUGUGCCGGGGGCAACGUCCCCAUAUAUGGCAAUGCUGCGGCCAACUCGAAGGACUUCUUGGAUCUUUCUGGGGAGAAUUCUCCCCCACCUCGUCUCCCAGAUGGGUACGUUUCCGAAUACCAACACAUGCCUUCUCCCUAGCCGUUUGUGCCUCUACUGUUUCCAUCUGCAUGUCCUGCUGCUCUUCGUCCAGAGCAUGA